Messenger RNA from Anopheles merus, 6954 nucleotides. RefSeq names its product transient receptor potential-gamma protein (gene Trpgamma). Bases 902 to 4972 code for a protein of 1356 amino acids. Gene Ontology annotation, biological process: calcium ion transmembrane transport; regulation of cytosolic calcium ion concentration; manganese ion transport. Lineage: Eukaryota; Metazoa; Arthropoda; Insecta; Diptera; Culicidae. The transcript has 22 exons. Gene Ontology annotation, cellular component: cation channel complex; membrane. Gene Ontology annotation, molecular function: inositol 1,4,5 trisphosphate binding; protein binding; store-operated calcium channel activity. The record is from RefSeq and is a predicted model, not a curated record.
CUCAGUCUCGGAGCAAUCGCGUACGAAGCUGGACGUGAAAAACGUGCUGGGCGCUAGUACACCCCGCCUUGGCGUGUGUGUGUGUGUAGACCCACAUUUGGACGUGUGGGGAGCAGGGGUUUAAAGCAGGUGCCCGUUUGAACCAUACCCGUGUGAACUGGGAGCUGUGCGUGUGUGUGUAUUUGGAGAAGCAAUCGAGGUAGACAGACACCGGCCGCACUCGCUGAAAGUGAGAUCCGUUUGGACACGUACCAAAAAGUGUGUAGUGUAUGUGUGUUUGUGAAGUGUGUUGUACAUGUCUUUGUGUGUGUGUGUAAGUACGUGAGGGUUGCUGGAUAAAUCCGAACCGUGCGAGAAAGGAAAAGAAGGGCGAAUAACGGUGCGCUGUCAGCCACUGGACGAGUGGAUGCUGUUUUUCGUGUGCUGAAAGCGUUCCACAGCAGGCGGCACUACUGGAGGCGAUACGGCGCCAGUCACGGUCCAUAGCGGCACGCCGUGGACGUAAGGUUAAGUUCUCUGAAUGGAUAGAUCAUCAUGAUAAUGAUGCACCGGAUGAAGCUCAAAGAGACGAGCCAGUAAGCGACGAGGAGGAGCGACGGGAGUGAUCAUACCGUGACCGUGUCGCCCAUCUCAUUCAUCCCUUCUUCGUUCGCCUGUCCUUCUGUACCGUGUGCGUGUGUGUUGUUUUGAGGAUGCAAUUGCAGUAAAGGAUUUGCUCGAGCUCGAGCUUGAUUGCACGUUUGGCGUGCGCGUCUCGUGUGUGUAUGCGUUUGUCGAAAGAUGCGAAAAUGAUGUUGGAUUAAAUUAUAAAUGACUUAAAACUUGGUAAUGAGAAGCAAAUAAACUCUUAACAAAGCCAAAGCAAGAAAGUGGUGAAGAAAAUGUGGGGCAAAACGACUCGAUGGAAAGUACAACGCUAAAGAGUAAACUAUUCAUCAAGAAUGAAAAAUCGGCUGCUCGGCGUACGUCGACCCCGGAAUCCAUGACCCAGCGGGCGGCGACCCAGCGGGGCAGCGGACCGGCAGCCGGCGGCGAUGGUGACUCCACCACCGAUCUGACGUCUGCGAUGGGGGGCGGCGGACCAAGUGGUGGUGGAGCAGCAGGAGGAGGAGGAGGAGGCAUGGCAGCAGCAACAACAACAGCAGCAGCUGCCACCAUGUUGACGAACGAGCGUAGAGACACGAAGGUAGACAUACCGCUGCCACAGUACAUGACGCCGUCGGCGGAGAAAUUUGCAGAUAAACGAGUUAAGAGACACAGCAUACACGGCAUGAUGGAGGAGGAGAAUGUGGUCCGACCGCAUCAGGAGAUUGCCGCCCUGUCGCUGGAGGAGAAGAAGUACUUGCUGGCAGUGGAGCGGGGUGAUGUCGCCACCACGCGAAGGAUCCUAGAGAAGGCGGAAGCGGAAUCGCACAUCAACAUCAACUGUGUCGAUCCGCUGGGCCGGUCCGCCCUGCUGAUGGCGAUCGAUAACGAAAAUCUCGAGAUGGUCGAGCUGCUCAUCAAUCACCGGGUGGACACGAAGGAUGCGCUGCUGCACGCGAUAUCGGAGGAGUUUGUCGAGGCGGUCGAGGUGCUGCUAGACCACGAGGACAGCUGUCACAAGAGCGGGGAUCCUCAUAGCUGGGAAGCACUGCCACCGGAUACGGCAACCUUUACCCCGGACAUAACGCCCCUCAUACUGGCCGCUCACCGUGAUAAUUAUGAGAUAAUUAAAAUUCUGCUCGACCGUGGCGCCACACUGCCCAUGCCGCAUGACGUACGAUGCGGCUGCGAUGAUUGCGUUACCUCCCGGAUGGAGGACUCGCUGCGCCACUCGCGGUCACGCAUCAACGCGUACCGUGCGCUGGCGAGCCCGUCCCUGGUUGCGCUCUCGUCCAAAGAUCCCAUCCUGACCGCGUUCGAGCUGAGCUGGGAGCUAAGGAGGCUGAGCUUUCUGGAGCACGAGUUCAAGAACGAGUACCAGGAACUUCGCCGACAGUGUCAGGACUUUGCGACGGCCCUGCUCGAUCACACCCGAUCGUCGCACGAGCUGGAGGUACUGCUCAACCAUGACCCCACCGGACCGGCGUUCGAGCAUGGCGAUCGUAUGCAUCUGAACCGGUUGAAGCUUGCCGUCAAGUUACGCCAGAAGAAGUUCGUUUCCCAUCCGAACGUGCAGCAGCUGCUGGCCAGCAUCUGGUACGAGGGAUUGCCGGGCUUCCGGAGGAAAAACAUGGCCCUGCAAGCGCUGGAAAUUGUACGAAUAGGCAUCAUGUUUCCGCUGUUUUCCUUCUCGUACAUCAUCGCACCACACUCGUCGCUCGGCCAAACGAUGCGCAAACCGUUCAUCAAGUUCAUCUGCCACAGUGCGUCGUAUUUCACGUUUUUGUUUCUUCUUAUGCUGGCGUCCCAGCGCAUCGAGACGGUAAUGGGUGGCGUGUGGGGUGAGCCGGACGUGAGCCAGCAGCAUGACGAAGUGCCUACCAAGCGCGGUGCAAGCCCGACCCUGAUCGAGUGGCUCAUAUUGGCCUGGGUCAGCGGACUUAUCUGGAGCGAGGUGAAGCAGCUGUGGGACGUGGGCUUGCAGGAGUACGUGAACGAUAUGUGGAAUGUGAUAGACUUUGUGACCAACUCGCUGUACGUGGCGACGGUGGCCCUUCGAGUGGUGUCCUACUUUGAGGUCCAGAAAGAGAUGACGUACAACAAGUUUGCGGCGGACCUGCCGCGCGAAAAGUGGGACACCUGGGACCCGAUGCUGAUAUCGGAGGGCCUGUUCUCGGCGGCCAACAUCUUCAGCUCGCUCAAGCUGGUGUACAUCUUCUCGGUCAAUCCGCACCUGGGACCGCUGCAGGUAUCGCUCUCCCGCAUGGUGAUGGACAUCAUGAAGUUCUUCUUCCUGUACGUGCUGGUGCUGUUUGCGUUCAGCAGCGGUCUCAAUCAGCUACUUUGGUAUUAUGCGGAUCUGGAGAAGAAACGAUGCCCGGAUGUGUCCAGCUUUUCGGGGCUCAACAUUACCGCGACGGAUCCGAACGCCUGUAUCGUGUGGCGCCGGUUUGCUAACCUUUUCGAAACGAUACAGACACUGUUCUGGGCCGUGUUUGGUUUGGUGGAUUUGGAAAACUUCGAGCUGGAUGGGAUCAAAAUCUUUACCCGGUUCUGGGGCAUGCUGAUGUUCGGCACCUACUCGGUGAUCAAUAUUGUGGUGCUGCUGAACCUACUGAUCGCCAUGAUGAAUCACUCAUAUCAAUUGAUAUCGGAACGAGCUGAUGUGGAGUGGAAGUUUGCCCGCUCGAAGCUGUGGAUCAGCUACUUCGAGGAGGGCGGUACGUGUCCACCACCGUUCAACAUCAUCCCGACGCCGAAAUCCCUGUUCUACAUCUUCCAGUGGGUGAAGCGAAAGUUCUGCGGCCACUCGAAGGCCGUCAAGAAGGAGCACAUGAAAACGAUUCGACGGAAGGUAAAGCAGGCGAGCGAACGGGACUUCCGGUACCAGAGCAUCAUGCGCAACCUGGUGCGCCGGUACGUGACGGUCGAGCAGCGGAAGGCCGAAUCGCAGGGCGUCACCGAGGAUGACGUGAACGAGAUCAAGCAGGACAUAUCGGCGUUCCGGUGCGAGCUGGUCGAGAUACUGAAGAACAGUGGGAUGAACACGGCCAUCGCGACGGGCCAGGGCAGCGGUGUCGGUGGCAAGAAGAACCGCCAGAAGGAGCGACGGUUGAUGAAGGGCUUCAAUAUUGCGCCACCGCCGGCACCGGACGCGGGCCAGCAUUUGACGCCCGUGUCGGAGUUCAUUGCGCAGCUGCCGGACCAUUCGCCGCACGAGCUGUUUGCGGGCGUGUUUGGGCCCGGGCUGACACCGAAGAAGGCACUGCACCAGGUGAAUCCGAUGCACCAGUAUUCGUCGCAGUCGCAGAGCUCGUUCGGGGAGAACAACAACCCGAUCCAUCGGCUGGCAAAGCUGGCGCCGAAGUUUAACUCCAAAAGUCGUCCAGGAUCGCACAAGAAGCGAUGGGGAACGCUUAUUGAAGCGGCCAAACAUGGCAGCGUGUCGAAGUUUAUCGGGCGCUCCCGAUCGGAAGACUCGGUGUGCAAUCACGGGCCGGGCCGGGGUGAAUCGGCCAGCCACAGCAAUAGCCCGGCGUCGGAUGAAGCCAUCACGGAGUCACCGUCCGACUCGAACCCGAGCCUGGAUCGGCCCGACGUCGAGCAGUGUCCGGAUCCACACAAGCAUCACAAUCAGCGCAGCCGGACGGACCGGGGGCACCAGGAUCGUCGGCAGCACGGUGGAAGUGAUCGUACGCAGCCGCACAGCGGCAGCGGGACGGCCACGGCGAACGGCAAGAACGGGCGGGACGGGAAGGAGCACGCGCAUCACUAUCACUUGCAUUUCGGUGCGCUGGCAGCACUGAAGCGCAAGCGGAAAAAGUUCUCCAACAGCCGCAACUCCAGCCCGGUGCUGGAGCCACCGUGCGAGCUGCCCUCGGUAACGAACGCGAUCGCCACGACGGGUAAUACAAGCAGUAAGGUACUGAAACGUGCUUCCAGCGUACCGACGCGCGGCGCAAGCGACGAACCGGAAGCGACCGGCAGCGUACGGCCGGCCCGGCACGAGGCAACGCAAAGCCAGCAGCACUCGAUCGAGCAGCAGCUCGAAGGUGCGGCACCGUUAACCCCUUCCACCACGGAGGAGAGCGUCGAUCAGCAGCCGGCGGCAGGCGGCGCCGGCCAUCAGCUGGCCGUGCACAAGCACCAGAAGAUCAUCCGCGGUAGGAACAGCUCCAACGAACCGUUGCUACGCUUGCAGGAGCAUCGUGAUAGCAGUGAUGGUGGUGGUAGUGGCGCUGCAGUAGGGGCAGGUGGGGCGUGUGACACGUCCGGCGGACCGGUCAGCGCCGGUCAAUCGUCGGCCACGUCCACGCUACGCUCGGUGCCGAAGAUUCCGGGCGUAACGCCACUACGGGGGCAUUUACACUCCCAGGGCUGGUUAUAGGGGAGACGGUACGGCAAAGGGGUGCGACUAUUUGUAUGUAAAUAUGGUUGGUCGGCGCUCGAGGCGUUGAGCGCAUGCUAACGGAACAAUGAGUGUGUAAACUAGUCAAAAGCAUCAAUUCUAAACGUGGUGGCGAAGAAGUAAGGCGAAAUGUUUAAAGACGCAAGACGAGUUUGAGCGACAUCUCGGCUGCAACUACUCUGCAGAUGGCUGGAGCAACGCGUUUCGUGUGAUGGUUGUAAGCAAAUUCCUUCUGUUCGAGCGAGAGAGAUAAAGUUUUAGGGCCUAAAAAGGAAUCGUAACGGGUCGUAACAGAGCCCGAUCCUGACUGAAUGAUCCCAUCAUCGGACGGUUGCCGUGCGGUCGUGCUAUAUGCAACACAUACACACACACGGUCAACCUUUGGGCGACGAUGCUGAGAUCAUGGACACGAUCGGGAGCGGGAAGAUGGAGAAACAGUGCAGUGUUGAAUGUUGGUGGUAGCUGUAAGGCAUAUAUAUAGGUGUAUAACGAUACCAAUACAAUACAAAAAGGGACCAGGUCUCUUUGAGGAGGUGCUCGGUGCUGCGAGCACACCACAAUCCCGCAGUGCCGCUGGGAGGAGUAACUGUUAAACUAUCAUUUGUUAAGCUAUUGGAACUCGUACAGGAACAACCAAGAGAGGACAGCGGCCAGUAUAGCUGUAAGUACCGCUGCUUUCCCCAUACCGUUGGACGUGUUGCUACCCAACGACGGAGACUCAUAUAGCGCACCCCUUGAGACGGGGGGUCAUUCUCUUUUAAUCCGAUAGUCUGUAAGGGACGGUGUCGAUGCAACCGCGCGCACCUUAAACUACACACGAUACAUUUUAGGCACGAUAAGAAAGACAUACUACAAACCGGUCCGAAUAUCCAAUACAGUGAGUUAAACAGAUAGAUUACUUAUCAGCAUAAAGAGUAAAAACCAGUUGAUUAGUAGGGUACCGAGGGGUGGGGGAAGGAGUGUAUAAGGAGUGACAGGGACACGCAAAUCGAGGAUCGGCAACAGUGUUUGAGCGCUAACACACAUCAGACAUCCGAGUAAUUGAAAUAGCAACACUUAACACAAGAAGUAAAAAGGAGGCCUUAUAAUAUGUAACAUGUAAACAUGAUGUGUAUGUGUAUCACGUAAACAAAAAGAGAAACAGAACAAAACACGGAACCACUGUAAUGAUAACGUACGUCUUCUCGCUUUCAAGGACGAUUAGACAGUAACAAAAACAACAAAACAAAGCAUUGAAUUGGGAUCGCGAUCAUUAGAGCAGAUGUAGAUGGAAACUUCGAUCAAAACGUAAAAACUAGUAAGCAACAUUAAACAAUUUAUUAGUUGUAAUUGGGAGCGAGAAAACCAUGUUCGCGUAGACACUAAGACAAGUAUAACUAUACGUAGUGAGAGAACGAUAGAGAGAAAAAGGGAGAGAGAGAGAGGGAGGUUUGAAACGAAUAAAAGAUAAAAUUAUAAAAGAGGGUAGUCGUCGUGCUAAAAGCAAACUAGUAGCUAAACACGACAGAUUUAGUAGUGAAAAGGAAAGAAAACUAUAAAUUACUAGCCGAACCGAAUAAAAACAAAACAAACCAACAAAUGCCAUCGAUAGAAAUGUUUAAUCAAACAAAAUAGAAGAAACAAAACCACAAAAAACACCUGUAAAACGACGGGAUUGGUGCUCACGGUGGCGAGGAGCGUAUGUAGAUAAGCGCAGACGAUUUAAAUUGACAGUUGACCGAUCGGUUUGUUGACGAAGGGCAGUGGGAGCUGUGUUUGUUGGUUCGUGUUGUGAAGGUGGAGAAAGGAAAGCUGUUGAAUUUUAGGAUGGGUGAAAGAAAAAAAACUUGCAGAUUGAUAUGCAUAGAUAGGGAAAAAGGGCAAUCGUUACAACCCUCCGUCACAAACUCCACGCACGGUGCACGGGUACGCCAGAGGGCAGAGUAGGAGUGAAUAUUGUAAUAAAUAUUUAAUUUAUUUGA